This is a messenger RNA of Cylindrotheca closterium, 501 nucleotides long. Lineage: Eukaryota; Bacillariophyta; Bacillariophyceae; Bacillariales; Bacillariaceae. The record is from the annotation of a GenBank genome assembly.
AUGUCUUUUCGAUUAGCAUCAAAUCGGCUCGUUGGACAAAGCGUAUCUGGAAUGAUAGGCCGAACGUUCACUACCCUGGCUGCUUCUGCACCUUCGGUUUUUGAUAAACUGAUCAACUUGACGAUUGUUGAUCCGAGUGGAGCACGAAGAAAAAUUCCUGCAAUGGUCGGAACCUCACUUUACGACGCAUGCGAAGUAAAUGAAGUAGAACUUGGCCCUAUGACAGAGGCUGGAGCUGCAGAGAUUGUUCACAGUGAAAGGUGGACAGAACCAGUAUUUGGAGAUGGACCAACUUCUGGAUAUGAUCAUGUGGUCUUGAGUGGGCCUGGUGUUGACACUGCGGCACCAAAGACUCGCUCCGAGGAGAGAAUGAUCGAAGACUACUGGGAUUUUGAUGAAAUCUUUCCAGAAAGCCGCCUUGCUUCCAUGGUCAAGUUGACCGCUGGUAUGGACGGCAUGAUCGUCUUUGUUCCUCCCCGUGUUGACGACAGUAACCCAUAG